Molecule: messenger RNA, 528 nt
Organism: Penicillium paradoxum
Lineage: Eukaryota; Fungi; Ascomycota; Eurotiomycetes; Eurotiales; Aspergillaceae
Exons: 3
Coding region: 1-528 (175 amino acids)
Source: RefSeq, a predicted model, not a curated record
AUGCCGGAGCCAGUCACCCUUCCCCUGACUGGCAGGCCUGGAGGUACGGUUGAGCGGCAGAAGGUUGGAAGUAAUGCGAUCAAGCGUUGGGUAUUGACGGGAGGUUGGCGCGAUGCUCUCUUCAUCAACGAGCCCGAUUUACAGUAUGCCCGUGUCUCCCUGAUUGGCGCCUAUUGUAAUUUUCUGGAGCAGAUUGCGAUCGAACCCGAGAGUGGUUGUGUUAAUGACACCAAGCAGCUGUCGAGUCUGACACGCCCGGUUGCGUCAGAAACUCUUGUUCAUCACUGCUUGUCUGAGCAAUCUGGUCAGUCUAAAACUGCACAUCGCCUUGCUCUUGACUUCUACCGUCAAUCUGAGUCCGAUUCCGAUUCCGAGACUAUCUCCAAGCGUGUGUCCGAGAUCGACUUCGAGCCCGAGGACCGAAAGGAUUGGCCGGUCGACAUUGCCACUGAUAUCUUUGCUGGUCCGUAUCUGUCUUCCAUCCUGAUAGACACAGCAUUUGGUCCUGUGCCCGAGGGCAAGAACUGA